Molecule: messenger RNA, 3850 nt
Organism: Myzus persicae (green peach aphid)
Lineage: Eukaryota; Metazoa; Arthropoda; Insecta; Hemiptera; Aphididae
Gene: Mp
Product: collagen alpha-1(XVIII) chain
Exons: 32
Coding region: 563-3700 (1045 amino acids)
Source: RefSeq, a predicted model, not a curated record
GUUGGCUCUCAGUUGCCGGCAAACUAUCGACGUGUUGUAUUGUGGUGAAGCCGUGUGCAGCGGAGCCCGCCGUGUAUCGUUGUCGUCGUCGUUAUCGUCAUCGUCGUCGUCGUCGUCGUCGUCGCCGUCGUCUCGUCGUCUCGUACAUUAUAAUAAUAUAGUGUCCUCAGACCCUCGCUCACCCUCCCCCGGAAUUCCGUUCGUGUCCCACACGCUCUACCCCCGUCCGUCCGCGCGCCCGGUCGCGAAGUUUUCUCGUGCGGUUUUUUUUUUUUCAUCGCCGAAGCUCGCCGCCGUCUCGUCCAUUGCGAUUGCGCGAGCGCGGCCCUCCGAAAGGAUAUCGCGUGCCGAGAAAUAACGUCUUCGGCGCUCCGCCACCGCCGCCACACACCCGCCUCCACCGCCACCACCACCACCACCGUCGCAACUGCCUCCACCGCCGAUUCUACCGCCUCCACCGCGGCCGGACGGCCAACACGUGGUCUCAGGCGCACGUGCACCGCCGCCGCCGCUGCCGCCGCCGACUAGACAUCACGUCCGGACGAGAGCGCGCCGCCGAGACAUGACGUGGACGUCAAUCGUCGUCUGUGUAACGCUGUGUGGGUUCGGUGCUUCUACCGACGAAUUUUCGGACGGAAAAUUUGAACCAGACGAACAUGAUCUUCAAACUGCCAUUAAAGUUCCGUUCGAGGACCCACAACUAUAUUUUGACAGCGGGGAGGACGGUUUUCCAGCAUUUGGUAUUAAACCUGGAUCUGAUAUAAAAUCACCAUAUCGAUUAUUCCUUCCAGAAAAAUUGUACUCUGAGUUCUCCAUCGUGGUUAAUUUCAAACUAAAUUCUAUGGAUGGUGGUUUUUUGUUUGCCGUUGUCAAUCCUUUAGAAAACGUGGUACAGUUGGGCGUGCAGGUCGUACCGUCGUCGUCGAGCGCUAUGAACGUGAGCUUUCUGUACACGGAUGUGAACAAAUACUCGUCGUCGUCAAACGUCUUGGCCACGUUUUCGGUUCCGUGGAAGAUUCGGAAGUACAUACGGCUGGGCUUGAAGGUGACCAGAGAGUACGUGCGGUUGUUCGCCAGGUGUUUGGGACCACAAACCGUGAUGGUGGUCAGGGAUCCGGUGGAACUGUUGUUCGACUCGGCGUCCACGUUGUACAUUGGCCAGGCGGGACCGCUGAUCAAAGGGCCGUUCGACGGGGCCAUACAAGAAAUGAAAAUCUACGCCUCGCCAGAGUUCGCCGAUGUCCAGUGCACGGAUCUUUUGCAGCCAGACGAUGACAAGGAACCAGACAAUCCCGAAGACCUGUCUAACGGCGGUUACUCAGACAGACCACCUGCUCCACCACCACCACCGCCAUCAAACGAAAACCAUAGCUAUCAGACGCCCAACAUCAAAGGGGAUAAAGGCGAUGCCGGUCAAAAGGGAGAGUCGAUCAGAGGACCGCCCGGACCACCGGGACCUCCGGGUUCGCCGUUUUCCGGGGACUUUGCCACCGACGAAGAACUCGUCAAAUCUGGAGUAUCUGGACCGAGGGGUCCGCCGGGCAUAUGUAGCUGUAACCUCACCACGUUAUUUGCACCCGGCAACAUACCGGAAUUACUACAAGGACCGCCGGGCAAUCCAGGCAUCGAUGGCAAAAUGGGAUUGACAGGACUGCCGGGUGCCGUAGGAUUGCCAGGAGAUCGAGGUCUAGAAGGCAUAAAAGGGGACAAAGGUGAAAGAGGAGAUGUCGGGCCACGAGGGAACGAAGGCAUUCAAGGCCCUAAAGGCGAUUCUGGAAUUGACGGGGAGCGUGGUUUACAAGGACCUCCAGGUCCACCAGGUCCUCCCGGGGGAUCAGACUUUUCAAACAAUGAUCCAAGUUGGAAACCAAGACCGAUUUAUAAGGACAUCGGGUUUGAGUCAAACGUUGGGAGGCCCGGUCCCCCGGGUCCUAAAGGCGACCCGGGUGUUGAUGGCGCUCCGGGCUUAAAAGGUGCAAAAGGAAUUCAAGGCAAUAAAGGAGCACGCGGGGAGCUUGGAAGCAAAGGAGUCAAAGGCGACAAGGGUCAUGCUGGAUCUACAGGACCACAAGGUUUUAAAGGGGAACGAGGAAUACGUGGAUUUGACGGAACUCCCGGAAUGCCAGGAGAAAAUUCUCGUCCAGCGCCCAAAGGCGAUAAAGGCGACAGUGGAGCACCCGGACCACCCGGUCCACCUGGACCAGCGCAGUCUGGAGUGAAAAUUGAUAAAACGGAUACAGCUGUUGUGAAAACAGUCAAAGGUGAUAAAGGCGCAAAAGGAGAUCAUGGGGAAAAAGGAGCCGUUGGUAAUCUGGGCCCAGGAGGAAACCCCGGUCCUCCUGGUUUGACGGGUCCCAAAGGUGAACGAGGAGAGCCCGGAUUACCAGCACUUGUAUCAUCUACGACCGAUCUAGGAAUGAACAUCAAAGGAGAUAAAGGUGAAAUGGGAAGACGAGGAAGACGCGGAAAACCAGGUCCUACUGGUCCACCUGGUCCACCCGGAGAAAUUGGUCUACCUGGUUUACGAGAAGACGGUUCACCGGGCAAAGCAGGAGGUCUUAAAGGAGAUAAAGGAGAUCCAGGAGAAUCUGUGAAAGGGGAUAAAGGAGAGCCGGGAAAAGACGGAUUACCAGGUUCUGGAGGUACAUACGUGCCUGUUCCAGGACCACCAGGCCCACCAGGAGCUCCCGGUAUUGCAAUUGAAGGGCAAAAAGGUGAACCUGGAGAUCCAGGAUUUUCUUCGUCACCUCUCCGAAGUGAAAUAAACGAACCAACAAUUGUACCAGGCGCUAUGACGUUCCCAAACAAGAAAUCAAUGAUAAACGUAACAGACAGAACUCAGAUGGGUACCAUUGCAUUCAUCAUCGAAGAGGAAGCUCUUUUAGUCCGUGUCACGCGUGGCUGGCAGUACAUUUCCCUUGGCUCCUUGGUCACAACUGGAAUCGACCCGGUCCCGACGAGCCUUCCUAUGCCGACAAGAGUGCCGUUAGAAUCAUCGAAUUUAGUACAUAACCAUCCAGUAAAAGAUAACACAAUGUGGCAUCCUAAAAUGUUACGAAUAGCAGCGUUGAACGAGCCAUACACAGGUAACAUGCACGGAGUUCAGAGUGUGGACUAUUCGUGUUAUCGUCAGUCUCAGAGAGCGGGGCUUCACGGAGCGUUCAAAGCGUUCCUGUCUUCGCGGCUUAACAAUUUGAAAACGAUCGUUCACGAAUCUGACAGAGAUUUGCCCGUUGUCAACAUCAAAGGAGACGUCUUGUUCAAUUCUUGGAAAGAUAUAUUCAGUGAAAACGGCGCGUUUAUAUCUCAACAGCCCAGGAUAUACAGUUUUAGUGGAAAAAAUGUGCUCACCGAUUUCACGUGGCCCCAGAAGACCAUCUGGCACGGAUCGGACCUGUCCGGCGACAGUGCCGUAGACGGCAACUGCGAUGCCUGGAAUUCUGAGAGCGCUGACAAGCGGGGACUGGGCUCGUCGUUGACGUCAAAAUCCGACCGUCAGGCAAAGCUCUUGGACCAAGACUCGGCCUACGACUGCCGCAACUUUUUCGUCGUCCUUUGCGUGGAAAUCACACCGCACUCGGGGGCUAUGUUUUCGAGGAAACGGCGCAGUGGCAGUGGCAUCGGAGGGUCGUACGACGAACUGCAACCACCGAUGAGCCGCCAAGAGUACGAGAAACUCCUCGAAAGCAUCGGAGCUUGAAUACCAUGCCUGCCCGAAAACGUAUCCGUCGCUGGCUGUACUCGAUUUUACGAAAUAUUAUGUUAUUAUUUUAACUUAAUUUUUUUGGUGUGUACGACAACGACGACGACGAUACCCCGCUUCUUGUCCGAUUUCAUUUAUUUUUGUUUU